Molecule: messenger RNA, 1332 nt
Organism: Cordyceps fumosorosea ARSEF 2679
Lineage: Eukaryota; Fungi; Ascomycota; Sordariomycetes; Hypocreales; Cordycipitaceae
Product: Peptidase A1
Exons: 3
Coding region: 1-1332 (443 amino acids)
Biological process (GO): proteolysis
Cellular component (GO): fungal-type vacuole
Molecular function (GO): aspartic-type endopeptidase activity
Source: RefSeq, a predicted model, not a curated record
AUGAAAGCAAGCAUCGUCAUAUCCCUACUGGCUGCAGCCGUCAGCGGCAUCAAGGAGCAACGCCAUGCUCGUGACUGGGAUCUUGCCCAGCCCAUGAAUGGCAUCACCUUUGAACGGGUCAAGGCUUUCUCCACGCCCAGGCCUGAUCGUCCAACCCCGCGCUUCUCUCGCCUCAAACACGUCGGGGGCAGAAAGGGAAAGCAUGGCAUGACUUCUGCCCUUGGUCGUGCGCUUCGCUCCACUCCCGGCACAGUCAAACAAAAUUUUCAGAACAUUUCUUCGGUGGGUGCCUAUGCCACCCAGUACGCUAUUCAGUGCGGCUGGGAUGGAAAGCCGGUCUGGCUGCUCUUCGACACCGGCAGCUCCGACACUUGGGCAGCCAAGUCGGACUUUGACUGCGUCAAUAGCGUCGGCAAUUCCUUUGACCAGUCCGCCUGUGGCUUUGGUACAUCACUGAUUGACGGCUUUGGCCAGGGCGCCAUUGACGAGCUGCACUUUUUCCUCAAAUACGGCUCUGGUGAGAAGAUCUCUGGUCCUAUGGGCUAUUCUGACCUCAGCUGUGGCGGAGUUUUGGUCUCGAAGCAGCAGGUCGGUCUCGCAAACAGUACUUAUUGGCGCGGCAACAAUGCCACUGUCGGAAUCCUCGGCCUUGCUUACCCAUCCAUUACCAGCGCCUACUAUGGUGCCAUCGGAGACGAAGCCUCGUGGAACGCCAUCACAUAUACACCCUUCCUUACCAAUGCAAUUAUUCAAGGCGGCCUCGAUCCUGUCUUUAGCGUGGCCCUUUCCAAGAAUGCUUCCGACGGCGUGCUUGCCUGGGGUGGCCUUCCUCCCAUUGACUGGGUGCGGGGCGCUUCUGCCUCGACCGAUCUUAUUGUGGCAAAUCUUAUCGACCAAGCGGAAACUGCAUGGAAGUAUUCGUUUUACACUAUCAUCCCAGAUGGCGUGCGCUGGGGCCAGACCACGGACACGACCAGAUAUCCUUUCAUCGUCGACACCGGUACCACCAUGAUGUACCUUCCUCCUCCUCUGGCCGAAGCCAUUGCCAUGUCGUUCCAGCCUCGCGCCGUUUACCUAUACCAAUGGGGCAUGUACUUUGCGCCAUGCACGUCAAUCCCGCCUAGUUUUGCCAUUAAGAUCUCUGGCGUUGACUUUUGGGUCAACCCUGCAGACAUGAUUUACCAAGACCUGGUUGAUCCGCUGACUGGGUACUGCGCCAUCGCCGUGGCAAGCGGCGGGCAGGGACCCUACAUUUUGGGCGACGCAUUUUUGCAGAAUGUCGUUGCCGUCUUUGACGUGGGAGCGGCUGAGAUGCGCUUCUACUCACGAUAA